CUAAUAUUAUGAUUUAAGGAUAAGAAGAAAGAUGGCAAUUACAGAUCAGAGAGAUGGAGAAUGAGAGACGUCAAGACAACAAGGCACAGAGCAGAUGACGAAUCAUAGAGUGGUACGGGGUUGGUAUCGGAGCUAGUCCCCAACUGGACUAGUGUAUCGUGAACCCCGUAUCGCUUAUCGGUCUAAUCUUUUUUUCUACAGUCUUUUUCUUUUUUUUCUCUGCUGGACUAAUGGAGGGGCUGAUUGCUUGUAUAUCAACGUUGACCUUCUGUGCACACUUUUAGUGUCGACUUUUCAUGACUUAAUAUAGUCACUUAUUAUAGACUAGCUUUCUCGCCAAUUGUCUCGCCACCACAUUUACCUCCAAAAACAAUGGAUCCCUAUGACAGCGACUCGUCGGGGUUUGAAGAUGAGGACUUCACAGAGACCAGUGUGCUGUUGGGAUACGCGUCGGAGGAACUGUUAGAUGACUCGAUUAGUCACCUCGGAGGCUGGCCAACAUGGCUGGACGACUCUACCCCGCCCCCAGGCGAGUUCGCCAAUUGCAAAGUCUGCAAUAGUCCUAUGAUCCUCCUCCUCGAACUGCACGGUGACCUUCCCGAACACUUCCCGGAUGAUGAGCGACGAUUGUAUAUCUUCGGUUGCCCCAGAAAGCCCUGCAACCGCAAGCCAGGCAGUAUCAGAGCCCUGCGCGCUACACGGAAGUUGAAGAGCCAGCCAGCGCCUAAGAAGGAGGAAAAGCAGGAAUCGGAGAAGGAGAAAGAAGAGCAAAAGAAGCAGGCUGAGGCUCCUAAGCCGGAUCUUGGAGCAAGUCUUUUCGGGGCGACCUCUCUCACUGGGAGCGUGUCUGCGAGCCAGAACCCUUUCUCGACCAGUUCGUCCUCCGCACAAGCCAGCAACCCGUUCGCUUCCCCUCUUGCAGCACCCCAACCUGCCAAACCAGCUGCCCCAUCAAACCCGUCCGGAAAUUCCCUUUCCGAAUCCUUUGCAGACAAAGUUCGUGUUUCCUCCCCGCCCCCGACCAUCAAGCCACCCGAGGCCACCGACCCCGCUGCACCUUGGCCGCCGCAGUCCGACUUCCCCUCACCGUACAAACGGUACUAUUUAGAUGCGGAGUACGAAACACUUUCUCGUCCCCCUACCCCGAAAAUUCCCGAUAACGUUGUUAUCGAUAACACCGAAGAUGAUGUCAAUGGUGGCUCGGGCGCGGACCUGAAGGAUGCUCUUGAGUCUGAACUGGACAAAGUCUUCAUGAAAUUCUCGACCCGUCUCGGACAUAACCCUGAGCAGAUUUUACGAUAUGAAUUCCGGGGCUCCCCCCUCCUCUACUCUCACACCGAUGCCGUCGGAAAGCUUCUUUACGACCCCAAGAACCCACCCUUGGGCGCUAAGGUGACUACUACUGGUGGCCCGACCCGCAUGCCACGCUGUGAAUACUGUGGUAGCCAGCGUGUUUUCGAGCUGCAGCUCGUGCCUCACGCCAUCAGCAUGCUGGAGGACGGUCGUGAGGGGGUUGGACUAGGCCCCAAGGACGAUGGCAUGGAAUGGGGAACCAUCAUUCUUGGUGUCUGCAGCAAGGACUGUGGCCCGGAGAAAAUUGGGGCAGUCGGUUGGCGUGAGGAGUGGGCGGGAGUGCAGUGGGAAGAAUCGAAAUAAACGUACAGGCUCAUGACUGAUGUUCUAUAAUGCUUAUGACCGCAUAGACAAAAAUCGACUCAAGUUGAAAAGUUCACAUCUUUUUCUCGUGUAAUGUAUUCUAUCC
Messenger RNA from Aspergillus pseudotamarii, 1762 nucleotides. RefSeq names its product small subunit rRNA maturation protein TSR4. Gene Ontology annotation, biological process: maturation of SSU-rRNA. NCBI's taxonomy places the organism in Eukaryota, Fungi, Ascomycota, Eurotiomycetes, Eurotiales, Aspergillaceae. The record is from RefSeq and is a predicted model, not a curated record. Bases 373 to 1656 code for a protein of 427 amino acids. The transcript has 2 exons. Gene Ontology annotation, cellular component: cytoplasm.